UAUCCAGAACCAUGAAGAGAAGGAUGAGACAAAAUCAAAAAUUUCCUCGUCCCAAUGUCGAUGCAAGGUCGUGGUCUUUGUGGGUUAUACCGUGUGUGUGUAUAUAUAUAUAGAGAGAGAGAGAGAUGCAUAUUUUCUGACAUGAUUGCCGACCUCAUCAGCUUCCACCAAAGUACAGAGUCAUUCUACAAAUAUUUAAUGUAAACUUUUCAAACCUCCGCGUUUCCAAGCUGCCGUUGACAAUCUCCAUUCAAAAGUCGGUCUCUCUUUGAAUGCCCUUUCCACACUCCUUUCCCUUCAGGUCUUGCGCAUUUAUUUCGCUUUAGAAAAUAUGCCAGUCGUACAUUUGGGUGCAAUUUAUUUUGCUUAAUUGCCUUCCAUCUUUGUCUCUCUCUAUGGUUGUUACGUUUCUAUUCUGGAUUGAGUUUUAGGUGUGCCCAGUUGGUUUCUUUGAAGCAAAGUCUCAGAUCUGUUGGGUGAACUGCAUACAGGAUCUGUGCUUGCAGUUUUCUGGGUUUGUUGUUGGCUUUCUAAGAAUUUAAAUAGAGGAAAGUGUUUAUUUGGUACAAUUGUAUACUGGACCUGUGAAUUUGAAGGGUUUUGGCGGAAUAAACUAGUUUAUAUUCAAAGGCUGUUGUAGAUAGGAGAACUUGGACUGAGUUGUCUUUUAAGGAUUUGUAAUUUGAUGUUCCUAUAAUAAGAUAUACAGAAGAUGAUUGUAAGGAAACACAUGGGGCGUGCGUCUCCAAUACUUUUGCUCCUUUUGGCAUUUGGAUUUUUCUUUGCAACUUAUAAUUUGUUAACUAUGAUAAUACACAACAAAGCUUCCAAUUUGGGGAGUUGGGUGGUGGAUGGGGUGAAGAGAUCAGGGGACUUGAAUUCAAAAUUUCAUGUUGCCCUUACGGCAACCGAUGCUCCUUAUAGCCAAUGGCAGUGUCGUAUUAUGUACUACUGGUAUAAGAAGGUAAAAGACAUGCCCGGAUCGGAUAUGGGAAAGUUUACCCGAAUUUUGCAUUCUGGAAGUCCAGACAAGUUGAUGGAGGAGAUUCCAACUUUUGUGGUUGAUCCUCUUCCAGAGGGCUUGGAUCGGGGUUAUGUUGUUCUAAAUAGACCAUGGGCUUUUGUGCAAUGGCUAGAGAAAGCAACAAUUGAGGAAGAAUACAUUCUAAUGGCAGAGCCUGACCACAUUUUUGUAAAACCUCUACCUAACUUGGCACAUGGAAUCAAACCAGCAGGAUUUCCUUUUUUCUACAUUAAACCAGCUGAUCAUGAGAAAGUAAUUAGAAAAUUUUAUCCCAAGGAGAGUGGUCCUGUGACUGAUAUUGAUCCAAUUGGCAAUUCUCCUGUAAUUAUUAAAAAGUCCUUGCUAGAGGAAAUUGCUCCCACAUGGGUGAAUAUUUCCUUGAGAAUGAAGGAUGAUCCAGAGACUGAUAAGGCUUUUGGAUGGGUGCUUGAAAUGUAUGCAUAUGCUGUAGCAUCUGCAUUGCAUGGUGUGCGGCAUACUCUUCAUAAGGACUUUAUGCUUCAGCCUCCAUGGGAUCUCGAAGUGGGAAAGACCAUCAUCAUCCAUUAUACUUACGGAUGUGAUUAUAAUUUAAAGGGAGAACUAACAUAUGGAAAGAAAGGUGAAUGGCGUUUUGACAAGAGAUCAUAUCUUGCUGGUCCUCCACCGAGAAAUCUCUCCUUACCCCCUCCAGGGGUUCCUGAAAGUGUGGUAAGACUUGUAAAGCUGGUGAAUGAGGCUACUGCAAAUAUUCCUGGGUGGGACACAUUAACCAGUGACCGAGACCAAAAGUAAGACAAUAAGUCCAUGGUUCCUUGGUUCGGUUCUGAUAUCAGUGACUGCCAGCGGAGCCAUUAUUGAUACCCAAUUGCAUAUAAAGAAAGGAACGGUAUAGUUAAAGGAAAGGAAUGGAUUGAUGAAUCAAGACAAUGGAUCUUUAUCUAGAAAACAAUUUUUGACAUGUAAACAUGAAGGGCAUUAUUCUUUUGUAUAUCCAUGUUAGGUUUAUUCAAUGAGGUUUUGUUUUGGGCAUUUGAAAAUCUUCGUCAUUCAAAAGAACAAGUUUGGUUUAUUGAAAGAGUAAC
Molecule: messenger RNA, 2088 nt
Organism: Corylus avellana
Lineage: Eukaryota; Viridiplantae; Streptophyta; Magnoliopsida; Fagales; Betulaceae
Product: hydroxyproline O-arabinosyltransferase NOD3
Molecular function (GO): glycosyltransferase activity
Source: RefSeq, a predicted model, not a curated record